AUGGUGCACCAACGCACCUAUCUCGGUGAAGGAGUGUUGCGGGCUGACGUCUUGCAGGCAGUGCAACCGACGACGGGCGAAGUGCUUUACGACUCCUUUCAAGAGAGCUCCGGCGGAGGGGAGUUGGAGCAGAGGCUGGAAUCGCUCCAGCCGGUGGAGAUAGUCCUGUCGGAAAAGUCGAGUCCAACGGUUCUCAGGACGGUGUCCUCGUACCAAAGUUUGAGCCGUGAAGGGGUGAGAGUGGAGCACCUGUCCCCGUCUCAGUUCGACCUCUCGGCCUCCCUGGACGCCCUGACCAAGUUCUACCGCAGAGACGGCGUGGAGAGCAAGGGCGAACUCGCAAUGCUAAUGGCUCUCCCUCCGGUCGUGGUGUGCUGCAUCGGGUCUCUUCUCGGCUACCUCGCCACCUUCAAGCUGGAGGAGGUGCUGAGGGAUGUCAGCCGUUUUACGGCCAUGGCCAGCGAGUGUCAGAGAAUGGCCUUCACUUCGGCCACGCUCCGGCGGCUGGACUUGUUCCGCAACUCCCUGGACGGGACGUCUCGGGGCAGCUUGCUGGACGUCAUGGACCACACGGCCACCGCCUUCGGCCGACGCCUCUUGUUCUCCUGGCUUGGCCAGCCCCUGGCAGACCUCGGGUGA
Messenger RNA from Ixodes scapularis (black-legged tick), 639 nucleotides. RefSeq names its product DNA mismatch repair protein Msh3-like. Bases 1 to 639 code for a protein of 212 amino acids. Gene Ontology annotation, biological process: mismatch repair; mitotic recombination. NCBI's taxonomy places the organism in Eukaryota, Metazoa, Arthropoda, Arachnida, Ixodida, Ixodidae. The transcript has 3 exons. Gene Ontology annotation, cellular component: nucleus. Gene Ontology annotation, molecular function: ATP-dependent DNA damage sensor activity; mismatched DNA binding; ATP binding. The record is from RefSeq and is a predicted model, not a curated record.